AUGUGUGGUGUCGACUCUAAGGACGGUAAGAAGAAGUGCGGUCUCAACCUGUGUUGUUCGUACUACGGCUGGUGUGGAACCAACACAACUCAUUGCGGCAACAAAGAUGAACACGGAUUUGAUACGCCAUGUCAAAAGGGUUUUGGUAAAUGCGAACUGGUAAAGCCACCGUCAUGCGGCAAGGACAGCGGCUCGGCCUCCAAUGGCCGGCGCAUCGCAUACUAUCAGUCCUGGAAUACUCGUCAACGACCGUGUAACCGUAUCUGGCCCGAUCAGAUCAACACUGCUGGUCUCACACACAUGAAUUUCGCCUUUGCUUCCAUCGAUCCGGAAACCUUUCGGAUUCGGCCAAUGCACCCUGACGAUGUUGACCUUUAUCGUAGGUUCACCGCCUUGCAGUCUCCGAAGCUUCAAACCUGGAUCGCUGUUGGAGGCUGGGAUUUUAGUGAUGUUGGUCCUACCCACGAAACGUGGUCAAAGAUGGCAAGCACAAAGGAAAAUCGGGCCGCUUUCGUCGACUCUGCUCUUCAGUUCAUGAAGGAGUAUGGCUUCCAAGGACUCGACAUCGAUUGGGAAUAUCCAGUUGCCGCAGAUCGUGGUGGCUCCGAAGGCGAUACCGCCAAUCUUGUCAGCCUGGUUAUCGAGCUGCGAAAGACAUUUGGUAAAUCGUUUGGUCUCUCCAGUAUCCUUGCGCCCGACUUCUGGUACCUCAGCAAUAUGGACCCGAAAGCUAUGGAGGCUCAGGUCGACUGGUUUAACUUCAUGGCUUACGACUUACAUGGUGCAUGGGACCAAAAUACACCAGGCCUUGGUAACAAGAUCCGUCCCCACACUGAUCUUCGGGAAAUCGAGAAGGAUCUACUUCCUCUCUGGUACAAUGAACUCAAUCCCAAGAAGGUAAACCUAGGUGUCGCCUAUUAUGGACGUGGUUAUACGGCUUCCGAUAAGAAGUGUCUCCAAUUCGGUUGCGAAUUCUCCGGCCCCAGCGCCGCCAGCAAUUGCACGAAGGCACCGGGACUCCUGAGCAAUCAUGAAAUCAGUCGACUAAUCAAGGACAAGAAUCUGAAGCCUGAGCUUAUGAAGGAUGCUGCCGUAAAGCAAAUUGCUUGGGACGACCAGUGGAUUGGUUACGACGAUGAUGAAACUCACAACAUGAAGCUAGCCCACGCCAAUGAACGAUGCCUAGGUGGCUCAUUCAUUUGGUCGAUUGAUUUCGGUUCCGGAUCAGGAACUGGC
Messenger RNA from Aaosphaeria arxii CBS 175.79, 1236 nucleotides. Its product is annotated as glycoside hydrolase family 18 protein. Gene Ontology annotation, biological process: carbohydrate metabolic process. The transcript has a single exon. The annotation marks the transcript as partial. Gene Ontology annotation, molecular function: chitin binding. The record is from RefSeq and is a predicted model, not a curated record. Lineage: Eukaryota; Fungi; Ascomycota; Dothideomycetes; Pleosporales.